Aspergillus glaucus CBS 516.65 is the source of this 596-nucleotide messenger RNA. RefSeq lists its product as uncharacterized. The coding region runs from base 1 to 447 and encodes 148 amino acids. The transcript has 3 exons. The record is from RefSeq and is a predicted model, not a curated record. NCBI's taxonomy places the organism in Eukaryota, Fungi, Ascomycota, Eurotiomycetes, Eurotiales, Aspergillaceae.
AUGGAAGACGAGGAUAUAGUGCAGCGAUACAAACUGAACGUGUCCGUCCUGGGUGACCGAAAUCACGAAAUUCUCCGCGCGCCCACCGAGGGCCGAUGGCGGGAGCAUGGAACCGUCACGAAGAUAUGGGAACGGAGACAUGCCCUUGCUCAACAUGUAUAUCUGGAAGAGUCUCAAUUUGGCGAACUGCGGGCCAUCAAGCAGGUGCAUUGGAGAGAUUUCAAGAGCGACCAGACCUUCUUUGUCCAGUUCUUCGGAUGGUUCCUGACCCAGGAUUAUGUUUCUUUCGCGAUGGAGUAUUGUCCACUCGGCGACGUUUCCCAAUGCUUUGAAACUCCUGUUUCCGAGGUAAUGGCUCGAGAUAUGUGUGAGAAAUUGCUGGAGGGGCUAGGCAAGUUGCACGAGAUGGGAUCACCCACCGAGAUAUCAAGCCUCAGAAUAUACUAGUGGUGAGAAUGGAUCCGGUAUGGGUGAAGAUUGGUGACUUUGGAAUAAGCAAGAGUUUAGUGGAAGAGGUAUCAGGGCAAAAUGAUUAUAUGCAACUUAGAAACAUAUGAAACGCUCCCAAUUCUGACUGUAAAAAUAUCAUUACUAAG